ACUGCAAGAAAGCGCGCGUUCAAGCUUACUUGCGAUCUGCGGUUCAACAACUUGAGAGUUGAUAGAUCGAGGAUUUCUAGCUGACCUCCCAGGAUUUGGCUUUGUGCGUUCGUUUUCAGAUGCCUCCACGAAAAAAAUUAAAGACGGAAAGGGCUCUUGAGAAAGCAGGCCAGCCAGAGAAACAAGCAUCAAAGGAUACACAAGGAAAAGAUGAUGUGGUUCGCUGGCUGCUCAAGUCUGAACCUGAAAGCCGCAUCGAAAAUGGUGUAGAUAUGAAGUUCAGCAUUGAUGACCUAAUCAAGUGCCCCAACAGCACAUCAUGCUGGGAUGGAGUAAGAAACUAUCAGGCACGGAACAUUUUACGUGACCAGAUGAAAGUUGGCCACCUGUGUUUCUUUUACCACAGCAAUUGCAAGACUCCCGGAAUAGUUGGCAUUGUCGAGGUUGUCAAGGAGGGUUAUCCAGACCACACACAAUUUGACAAGAAAAAUAAUCAUUAUGACAGCCUCAGCACAACUGAAAAACCGAGGUGGUUCAUGGUCGACGUAAAAUUUGUCCGCAAAUUGGAACGCCCGAUCACUUUGCCAGAACUGAAGAAACUUCACGAGAAGCAUAAGUCGCAAAAUCCCAAGGGUCCUUUAGCAAACAUGGCUCUGGUUGCAAGAUCACGACUCUCAGUACAGCCAGUCACAAAAGAAGAAUGGGACUUCAUCCUCAACCUGGAGAAGUCUUCAUUGAAGUAAUGUUUUUGGUAAAUCGGCAUCUAUCUUUGCUCAAGACAAACCUGCGGUAGCUAGUCGUCACCUAAGGGCACGCAUUUCUGCCUAAAACAUCUCGGCAGCGUAAAGGUGUCUUAAUAAAGAUAUACGAGAAUGUUUCGCA
Rhipicephalus microplus (southern cattle tick) is the source of this 882-nucleotide messenger RNA. Its product is annotated as thymocyte nuclear protein 1. NCBI's taxonomy places the organism in Eukaryota, Metazoa, Arthropoda, Arachnida, Ixodida, Ixodidae. The record is from RefSeq and is a predicted model, not a curated record. Gene Ontology annotation, cellular component: nucleus.